AUGGAUAUACGAAGUUUCUUUGGUGGGAAAAAGGGUGGCACACAGGAGGAGAAAGCAGGGACGGGCUCAUCGCAUCCAGCUGCGAAAGGUGGUCCCAGCACUUCACAUUCAGAACCCACGAAAAGAUCGCACAAAAUCGAAACAAACGCAUCGGUGAAGAAAGCAAAAUCUUCGAAGAAACCAAGUAUUCCUGUUGUGGACCUGGGCGACGACGAUGAUUCGGAGGGUGAAUCUCCGAUACCUUCCUCUUUGCGCAAACCAGAAAGCGAGCUGAAGCGACGUCGACGGGCGGUGGUUUCUGAUUCCGACGAUGAUUUGCCUCUUCCCAAAUCAUCUAAAACUCGUGUGAAGUCAAUAACGCCAUCACCUGUGAAGUCCCCUCCGAAGAAUAAGAGGUCACGAUUGGUUGUCUAUGACAGCGAUGAAGGCCAGUCACCGCUGAAGAAACAGAACAAAAUUGAAAGAACUCCAAAGGCGAUCCAAAGCUCCAGUGAUGAUGAUGAAAUGAGCGAGACAGACAGUGAGAAUGAGUUUGUCGAAAGAAAGAAAACGAAGAAAAAAGAUGUGCUGCCAGCUGGUCAAAAGAAGCUCAAUUUCGAAAGUGGUGCGAAGAAAACUGCUCCAGCAAAAGGAGGGAUAAAGUCCACGGAAAAGCUUCAGCGAGUAACUGCUGCAGAUUUUUUUGGAGGCAGUGGUGUUGGUGGCGGAACAUUGUCUUCUUCUAAAAAUAAAGAGAUUCCGAAAGACUCGAAAGUGAGCCCAUCUCAGAAAGAAAAUGCUCCUGGAAAACUUGGAAAGCCGAUAAAGGUGGAAAAGGAACUCGAAAGUAGCGGAGAACGAGGAGUUUCUCCUAAACAAAGAAGUGAUAGCAAAGCAGGCGAAAACAAGCGAAAGCCUGAGAAGAAACAAGAAGAACGCAAAAUGUCUUCUCAGAAGGCUGAUCUUAAAAAAGGUAAAGCCAAGUCGCCGUUGCAAGAUCGUGGCAAAGCAAAAACGUCUAAUGCUGCUAUCGUCGAAGUUCCCGAAUUGUUAAAGGCUGACGCGUGUGUUCCCUGGGUGGACAAAUAUAAGCCAAAAACAAACUCUCAGCUCGUUGGUCAGCAUGGCGACAAGAGUCCUUACAACAAGCUUCUUAGUUGGUUGAAAGACUGGGGACGGAACAAUCUUGGUGAAGGAGGAAAAAUAAAGAAAGCCAAACCGCCGCCAUUCUUAGCUCAGACAGAUGGUGCCCCUUUCAAGGCAGUUUUACUCUCUGGAUCUCCAGGUGUUGGCAAAACUACGUGUGCUGCAAUGGCAUGCGAGAGCCUUGGUUUAAAGAUUGUGGAGAUGAACGCAUCAGACGUGCGCAACAAGAAAUCUUUAGAGCAGCAGAUCACCCAGCUCACAGAAUCACAUCAGAUUGAGGAAUAUUUCACAUCGCUGCCAGGCAGAACAGGCUCCGAGGAAGAGGUCAAACACGCCUUGAUAAUGGAUGAGGUCGACGGAAUGAGUGGAACUGAAGAUCGCGCAGGGAUAGCCGAACUCAUCCAGAUAAUCAAAGACACGAAAAUUCCUAUCAUUUGUAUCUGCAAUGAUCGUCAACAUCCGAAGAUCCGUAGUUUGGCUAAUCACUGCUUUGAUUUGCGCUUCCAAAAGCCUCGUGUCGAGCAGAUCAGGGCACGCCUUAUGUCUAUAGCAUGUCAGGAGAAGGUGAAGAUUUCGAAGGAAGAACUUGACCAAAUGAUUGAAUUGUCAGGGCAUGACGUGAGACAGUCAAUCUACAAUCUGCAAAUGUACGCUUCCGCAGGUGGACAAACUAAGGUGCAGAAGAAGGACAUAGCAGUUGGUCCGUUUGAAGCCGCCCGGAAGCUUCUCGACUCAAGGUCCACUUUGCAAGAGAAACAGGACAUGUUCUUUGUGGAUUAUGGAAUAAUGCCUUUAUUCGUUCAAGAGAACUAUCCGAACAUGCGAAACGACAAACAUACACCUAAACAAGCCAUAGCCGGUCUUCGAAAAGCUGCUGAUUUGAUCUCUCUUGGAGAUACAAUUGAACGAUGUAUAAGGUCGACCGGAACAUGGAAGUUGUUAAAUGAGCAGGCAAUGAUUGGAUGUGCAUUACCGUCUAUUGCCGUUGAUGGUCAUCUUAGAGCAAUGAUUCAAUUCCCUGCUUGGCUGGGCAAGAAUUCAACAGCGAACAAAAGGCAACGGCUAAUGCGUCAACUAGCGAUUCACGCCCACCUUAAAAUAUCUGCUGACAUGCACUCGUUAGUUGCCGACUACGUGCCAGUUUUAAGGGACUGUCUCACAAAGCCGCUCCUCGAGCGAGAAACCGACGGAGUUUAUGAAGUUGUAUGCACCAUGAAUGACUACGACUUAAUACGAGAGGAUAGUGAAGCUGUGUCAGAGCUAGCUGUAUGGCCUGGAAAGGUUGAUCCUGCCAGCAAGAUUUUGCCCAAGGUAAAAGCUGCGCUAACACGUGCCCUGAACAAAGAACACCGUAUGCUUCCAUACGCAACAGAUGAAAUGUCGAAAAGUCGCAGAAGAACCGCACAGUUGGAUUAUGAAGUGGAAGUUGAUGAAGACGGAAAUCUCAUUGAAAGGUUGGAGGAGGAUGAAAGUGGUUAUGAAGACGACAGCGGUGAUGAGGAUUACAAACCAAGUGGAAAGUCUAAAGCGAAAGCAAAACCAGCUGCGAGUGCUCCAAGAGGCCGUGGUCGAGGUGCUAGCACUGGCGCUACGUCUCGAGGAGGUGCUAAAAGAGGUCGAGCAUUUGAAAAGUUCCCACUGGACCCAAUACGAGGAGUUUCUUUGGCACGCGAGGUCUUAUAUAAGAAGGAAAACAGCAAGAGAACCUUAGAGACCAUCCUUGAGAGGAAGGAUGAGACAGACUGA
This is a messenger RNA of Necator americanus (New World hookworm), 2871 nucleotides long. RefSeq lists its product as uncharacterized. Bases 1 to 2871 code for a protein of 956 amino acids. Gene Ontology annotation, molecular function: ATP hydrolysis activity; DNA binding; DNA clamp loader activity. The transcript has 27 exons. Gene Ontology annotation, cellular component: nucleus; DNA replication factor C complex. The record is from RefSeq and is a predicted model, not a curated record. NCBI's taxonomy places the organism in Eukaryota, Metazoa, Nematoda, Chromadorea, Rhabditida, Ancylostomatidae. Gene Ontology annotation, biological process: DNA repair; DNA replication.